AUGUACACCGAAACGAGCGUCGAUCCCGAUCCGAAACAUCCGGCCCGUCAAUCGCAACCAUUCCCCACGAUAACGAAACCCUAUUUGGUUGGAUUUUUUAGCCUCAACUAUGACCGGAAGUUCGAUCCGACGGCGGUGCAGCUUAAGUACGUUACCCUUCCACCGGGACCGAGGACGGAUCUGCGUCUCGAUCUCAACGAAGGCUUUAAGAUCCGCCGCCCGAAACCGGACAGCGCGCAGGACGAAAAGAUCGACAUGCUGCUUACCUUCAUCCGCCAGUCGCACCUGUGGACCACCACCGAGACCGGCCACCGACGGCUGCAGUACGAUUUUGUGUGCUUUCGGGGGUUGCUGCGGCUCAUUGCCUGCACACCGUACGACUGGAAAACGCCGUGGAUUGUGCAGGCCAUACGCUACCGGGGCACCAUUUACCUGUGCGAAAGGAAAACGGCGGACCGGCUAGAGGCGGAACGGAACGAAACGGAGCAGCAGAAACGGUUCUGCUACUAUGGGUUCAAGUUCGAGCAGCACAUACUCACGGAGGAACCCGGCGCCGUGCCGGACACAUCGGCCCCGGUAAUGCUGGGCGAGGAAUUUUGCUCCAUGUUCGAUACGACGCUCGCCGGCCACCGGUUGCUGUACGGUGCGGAAAUGGAUGGGAUCGUUUCGAACAAACCGUUCGAUCGGGAAGAAAUUCUGCUGGACGAUUUGCGCCAGUGUGAGUUUGUGGAGGUGAAGGUCAAGCGCAAGGAAGCGACCUACCGGCAGGUGAACAACUUCUACCGGUUCAAGACGAAGAACUGGUGGUGCCAAAGCUUCCUGGUGAAUGUGCAACGGUUGGUGGUGGGUUUGCGGGAUGAUGAAGGGAUUGUGCGUGAAAUUAAGAUCAUGAAGCUGAGUGACAUUGAACGCGAAUCCCGUCCGUACUGGUCGCCAGCCGUCUGUAUGAACUUUUGUGCCGACUUCCUGUCGGAGGUGGCCCGCGUGAUGGGUAACACGGAUAACAGCAAAAAGAUCUAUCAGUUCGAAUUUGACUCGAGGGAAAGUAAGCACGUGCGGUACCGUGUGCUGGAGGAGGAUGCCCACCGAGAUGCGUUUCUUCCGGAUUGGUACACGCGCUACCUAGACGAUUUGCAACCUAAAUCGUAG
Molecule: messenger RNA, 1149 nt
Organism: Anopheles stephensi (Asian malaria mosquito)
Lineage: Eukaryota; Metazoa; Arthropoda; Insecta; Diptera; Culicidae
Product: decapping nuclease DXO homolog
Exons: 1
Coding region: 1-1149 (382 amino acids)
Biological process (GO): NAD-cap decapping; nuclear-transcribed mRNA catabolic process
Cellular component (GO): nucleus; cytosol
Molecular function (GO): mRNA 5'-diphosphatase activity
Source: RefSeq, a predicted model, not a curated record